AUGUCGGACUAUCCUCCGCCUGCAGGAGCAGAGCUGAUCAACAGGAUAGGUGUCACUACCACACUGGGAUCGGAUUUCACUCAGGCCUUCUACUACUUUGGCAACAGUCUGUUUGAUGAGCAAAUGGCCUCUCAAAUACUGCCACGAUCCCGAAUUGCAGUCGAAUGCAUGGCCGAUCACGGAGAUGUAGCCCUACCAAGGACUACUUUCUGA
This is a messenger RNA of Ostertagia ostertagi, 213 nucleotides long. NCBI's taxonomy places the organism in Eukaryota, Metazoa, Nematoda, Chromadorea, Rhabditida, Trichostrongylidae. The record is from the annotation of a GenBank genome assembly.